AUGCUAUCUCUUCGAAGAAAAGCUGAACAACAUCGCCAUAAAAAGAAAUUAGCGGGAAAAUCUCGAGGAGACGAUGGAAUCACCUCAGUUUCUGGCCAGUCUGGAGUUUCUGGUACCAAUGGAACUGAUACUUCGGCAGUGGUAGCCACAACUACCGGUGUAGCUGAUUCAAAGGUAUUUGCAGAAACUGAGAGAAGUAUGGCUGAAUUAGAUAAUACCUUCUCAACAUUUAACAUUAUAUUCGAUAAGUUAAGAAGUCCGAUACCCCAAGAACGCAUCACAGCUUCCUAUGAACUAAAAACGUCUUUAAUUUCUUUGGCUCGUGAAGUCUCCAUUGAGCAGUUUCAAAGAUUUAGUAAUAUUCUUAAUAAUAAGAUUUUUGAAUUGAUUCAUGGCUCUGAUUCAAGUGAAAAAAUUGGUGGCAUCCUAGCUGUAGACACGCUAAUUGAAUUUUAUUCGCAUACUGAGGAAUUACCAAACCAAACUUCUAGGUUAGCCAAUUAUUUAAGAGUAUUAAUUCCAUCCAAUGAUAUUGAAGUAAUGCGACUUGCAGCAAAUACUUUGGGUAAAUUAGCAAUCCCAGGUGGGACCUUGACUUCAGAAUUUGUCGAAUUUGAAGUUAAAACCUGUAUUGAAUGGCUCACAACUUCUCAUGAAAAUAAUUCUUCAAAUUCGAAACAGGAGUACAGAAAGCAUGCUGCAUUGUUAAUUAUUACUGCUUUAACAAACAACUCACCUUAUUUAUUAUACCCUUAUGUUAACUCCAUCUUGGACAAUAUAUGGCGAGCCUUAAGAGAUACUAAGUUAAUGAUCAGAAUGGAUGGGGCAGUAACAUUAGGGAAAUGUUUAUCGAUAUUAAAAGAUAGAGAUACAGUAUUAUUAAAACAAUGGUUUCAAAGCCUUUUUAAAGGUUGUGUUUUCGGUUUGAACCUUAAUACAAACGAAUCGAUACAUGCUACUCUACUAGUGUAUAGAGAGUUGCUAUCAUUAAAAGAAGGUUCAUAUAUUAAAAAUAAAUAUGAUGAGAUCUAUCAAUCAACCAUGAAAUUUAAAGACUUCAAGUUUGACGUCAUUCGUAAGGAAAUAUAUCUUAUUUUGCCAUUGUUAGCCUCAUUUGACUCAAAAUUAUUCACUACCAAAUACUUAGAUCAAUCAAUGGUUCAUUAUCUUUCAGUGUUAAAGAAUAUUAACCAAAACACAACUAAUUUUGCUGAUAAGUCGUCAAUAUUGGUCUCAAUUGGUGAUAUCUCAUUUGAAGUUGGAUCUAGUAUUGUACCAUACAUGGAGCAGAUACUUGAAAAUAUUAGACUAAGCUUACAAACUAAAUUUAAAAAUAGAAAACUGUACGAACGGGAAUUAUUUUAUUGUAUUGGAAAAUUAGCGUCAGCUGUAGGACCUGCGUUAGCAAAACAUUUAAAUAAAGAUUUAUUAGAUCAUAUGUUGGCAUGUCCGCUGUCAGAUUAUAUGCAAAGAACUUUACUAAUAAUUAAUGAAAAAAUACCAGCUCUGGAACCAACAAUAAACGCGAGAUUGCUGGACCUUUUAUGUACAUCAUUAUCUGGUGAAAAGUUUCAACAGCCUGGAUCUCCUGUACUAAUUAAACCAUUCUCUAUGGAACGAGCAAGAAAUUGGAGAAACCAAAAUAUUUCAAGAAAAACAGAUGAAAUAAAUGAUGAUGUCAAUGAUGCUCAAAUUCUAAUUCAAGUAUUAAGAAUGUUACAAUCCAUUAAUCAUAAAUAUUCAUUGACCGAAUUCGUUAGGGUUGUUAUUAUGUCUUAUAUUGAGCAUGAAAAUCCCAAUGUUAGAAAAUUGGCUGUGCUAACUUCCUGUGAUCUAUUUGUAAAGGAUGAUAUUUGUAGACAAACAUCUCGGAAUGCUUUAAAUUCCGUAUCAGAAGUAUUAAGUAAAUUAUUGACCGUUGCAAUAACAGAUCCUGUAGCAGAAAUUAGAUUUGAAAUUUUACAACAUUUAAGUUCAAGUUUUGAUCCACAAUUAGCACAACCAGAUAAUAUUCGUUUACUUUUUAUGAUUUUGAAUGACGAAGUUUUUACUAUCCAAAUGGAAACAAUGAGGAUAAUCGGUAGAUUAACAUCUAUUAACCCUGCAUAUAUUAUACCAGCAUUAAGAAAAACAUUGUUAGAAUUAUUAACACAAUUAAAAUACUCUAAUAUGCCACGAAAGAAGGAGGAAAGUGCAACAUUAUUGUGCACAUUAAUUAGUUCCAGUAAAUCUGUAACUAAACCCUAUAUUGAACCAAUUUUAGACGUACUGUUACCAAAAUCCAAAGGUUCUUCUUCUGCUGUUGCAUCAACUGCAUUAAAGGCAAUUGGUGAAUUAUCAGUAGUUGGUGGUGAGGAUAUGAAGAAACACUUAAAAGAAUUAAUGCCAUUAAUUAUUGAUACCUUUCAAGACCAAUCAAAUUCUUUUAAAAGAGACGCUGCUUUAAAGACACUAGGUCAAUUAGCUGCAUCAUCUGGUUAUGUUAUCGACCCAUUACUUGAUUACCCUGAACUUCUCGGAGUUCUAAUAAAUAUACUGAAAUCUGAAAGUGCGCCAAAUAUUAGAAGGGAAACCGUUAGGUUAAUUGGUAUUUUGGGUGCUUUAGAUCCUUACAAACAUAGGGAAGUUGAAGUUAUCUCGAACACCAAACUUUCAAUGGAGCAAAAUGCCCCAUCAAUCGAUAUUGCUCUUUUAAUGCAAGGUAUUUCACCAUCAAAUGAAGAAUAUUACCCGACUGUAGUUAUUAAUACUCUAAUGAAGAUAUUACGUGAUUCUUCAUUAUCUUCGCAUCAUACCUCAGUAAUUCAAGCAAUUAUGAAUAUUUUCCAGACUUUAGGAUUGCGCUGUGUUUCAUUUUUGAAACAAAUUAUUCCAGGUAUUAUAUCUGUUAUGCACUCUUGUCCUCCUUCAUUAUUAGAAUUUUAUUUUCAGCAAUUAAGUUCAUUGGUUACUAUUGUUAAGCAGCAUAUCAGGCCACAUGUAGAUGAGAUUUAUCAGGUUAUUCAAGAAUUUUUCCCCAUUUUAAAACUUCAGCUAACAAUAAUAUCGUUGAUCGAAUCAAUUUCAAAAUCUCUAGAGGGUGAAUUUAAGAGAUUUGUUCCCAUGACGUUAACUUUUUUCUUAACAGUUUUAGAGGAUGACAAAUCAAACAAAAAGGCGGUUUCUUUGAGAAUAUUAAAAUCACUAGUAGUAUUCAACUCAAAUUUGGAGGACUACGCACAUUUAAUUGUUCCAACUGUAGUUCGUUUGGCUGAAUAUUCCCCUUCAUAUCUGAAAAAAAUGGCUAUUAUAACACUGGGUAAAAUGGCAAAAAGCAUAAACCUUUCAGAAAUGUCAUCAAGAAUUGUUCAAGCAAUGGUUCGUAUUUUGAAUUCGGGAGAAAAAGAGGUGUCAAAGGCUAUAAUGAAUACUUUAAGUUUACUUUUACUGCAAUUAAAUACUGAUUUUACAGUUUUUAUUCCCGUAAUUAAUAGAGCAUUGGAAAGAAAUAGAAUUCAGCACACUAUUUACGACCAACUUGUGAAUCAGUUACUGAAUAAUGAAGGUCUUCCAUCCAAUGUUAUUCUUGAUAAAGAAUUUGAGCCGCCAAACAAAGAUAUCCCAGAGACUGAUACAACUUUACCAAAGUUGCCAGUCAACCAAUCGUUAUUAAGAAAUGUUUGGGACUGUAGCCAACAACGUACUAAAGAUGAUUGGCAAGAAUGGAUAAGACAUUUGUCCAUACAACUACUAAAAGAAUCUCCCUCUCAUGCCUUAAGAGCUUGCUCUGGAUUGGCAGGACUUUAUUACCCGCUAGCAAGGGAACUAUUUAAUACUUCAUUCGCAAGUUGUUGGACUGAACUUUAUACACAAAAUCAAGAAGACCUCGUGCAGUCGUUAUGUGCAGCUUUAUCGUCACCUCAAAACCCUCCGGAAAUUCAUCAAACCUUAUUAAAUUUAGUGGAAUUUAUGGAACAUGAUGAUAAGACAUUGCCAAUUCCAAUCCAGACACUGGGCCAAUAUGCUCAGAGAUGCCAUGCUUAUGCAAAAGCAUUACAUUAUAAGGAAGUCGAAUUUAUGCAGGAUUCUACAACAAGUACAAUUGAGUCAUUGAUUAGUAUAAAUAAUCAAUUGCAUCAAACAGAUGCUGCUAUCGGAAUUUUAAAGCAUGCUCAACAGCACCAUGAUUUACAAUUGAAAGAAACUUGGUACGAAAAAUUGCAGCGUUGGGAAGAUGCUUUAAGUGCAUAUAACCAGCGUGAACUUGCUGGGGAUGAUUCUAUAGAAGUUAUGAUGGGUAAGAUGAGAUCAUUACAUGCUUUGGGUGAAUGGGAAAAUUUAGGUGACCUUGCUGCCAGCAAAUGGGACUCCUCCAAAUUAGAAAUCAAGAAGUUUAUUGCCCCACUUGCCGCAGGUGCUGCAUGGGGCCUUUCUCAAUGGGAUAAGAUUGAACAAUAUAUAAACGUUAUGAAGCCUCAAUCCCCAGAUAAAGAAUUUUUUGAUGCCGUUUUAUGUAUUCAUAGAAAUAAUUUCGAAAAAGCAGGAAAGCAUAUUUUUAAUGCUCGUGAACUUUUGGUCACAGAAAUAUCAGCCCUUAUUAACGAAAGUUAUAAUAGAGCUUAUAGCGUUGUUGUUAGGACUCAAAUAAUUGCAGAAUUAGAAGAAAUUAUUAAAUACAAAAAACUGCCUCAGAAUUCUGAAGAACGUAUUUUAAUAAGGCAAACAUGGAAUAAAAGAUUACUUGGCUGUCAAAAGAAUGUCGAUGUAUGGCAACGUGUACUAAGAGUUAGAUCAUUAGUGGUGAAACCAAAACAAGAUAUGCAAAUUUGGAUUAAAUUUGCAAAUCUAUGUAGAAAAUCAGGUAGAAUGGGAUUGGCUAGAAAAGCAUUAAAUUCGUUAUUAGAAGACGGUGGAGAUCCAGAUCAUCCAAAUACUGCAAGAGCUCCACCACCGGUUGUUUAUGCACAAUUAAAAUACCUGUGGGCUACAGGAUCUCAUAGAGAAGCCCUACUCCAUUUAGUUGGAUUCACUUCACGCAUGGCUCAUGAUUUAGGUUUAGACCCAAAUAAUAUGAUAGCACAAAAUGUCCCACAGAAAACAAAUAUGUCGCCACAGCAUGUUGAAGAGUUUACUAAACUUUUAGCGCGUUGUUUCUUGAAACAAGGUGAAUGGAGAGUUUCAUUGCAAGUUGGUUGGAGAAUAGAAAAUCCUGAUGCAAUCUUGGGAUCCUACUUAUUGGCCACUCAUUUUGAUGACACUUGGUAUAAGGCUUGGCAUAAUUGGGCCCUAGCUAAUUUUGAGGUCAUCUCUAUGAUAACGUCUAGAACUAAAGAAAAGACAAAUGGAGUAUGCGAUGCUUCAUUAAAUGGAAUUUUUAGUAUCGAAAAUGGCAUAAUGGGCGCUACGUCUGCUCAAUCAGAAAAUAGUAACGCCUACCCCUCUGAAAUCAUUCAGAGACAUGUUGUUCCAGCGAUUAAAGGGUUUUUCCAUUCUAUUUCUCUUUCAGAAUCCAGUUCUCUACAAGAUACUUUGAGAUUACUAACUCUGUGGUUUACCUUUGGUGGUAUUCCAGAGGCAACCCAAGCAAUGCAUGAGGGGUUUAGCAUGAUAAAAAUUGGUAACUGGUUAGAAGUUUUACCACAAUUAAUUUCUCGUAUUCAUCAACCUGACCAAGUGGUUAGUAGAUCUUUAUUAUCUUUACUAUCAGAUUUGGGAAAAUCUCAUCCACAAGCUCUUGUAUAUCCAUUAACUGUGGCAAUUAAGUCAGAAUCUGUAUCUAGACAAAAAGCUGCACUGUCUAUUAUUGAAAAAAUGAGAAUCCAUAGUCCAGUUUUGGUGGAUCAAGCUGAACUAGUAAGUCAUGAACUUAUUAGAGUUGCAGUAUUAUGGCAUGAAUUGUGGUAUGAAGGGUUAGAAGAUGCUAGUAGACAAUUUUUUGGUGAGCAUAACACGGAAAAAAUGUUUGCAACACUGGAACCUUUGCAUGAAAUGUUAAAACGUGGUCCUGAAACUUUAAGGGAAAUUUCUUUCCAAAAUAUUUUCGGUAGGGACUUGAACGACGCCUAUGAAUGGGUCAUGAAUUACAAGCGCACUAAAGAUGUUAGCAAUUUAAAUCAAGCAUGGGAUAUUUAUUAUAAUGUUUUCCGCAAAAUUAGCAAGCAAUUACCUCAAUUGCAAACAUUAGAAUUACAACAUGUUUCACCUAAACUUCUGAUGGCUCAUGAUUUGGAAUUGGCUUUACCGGGAACAUAUUCAGCUGGUCAGCCUGUUGUCAGGAUCGCCUACUUUGAGGAGGUCUUUUCAGUGAUUUCUUCAAAACAAAGACCACGUAAAAUCUCAAUUAAAGGUAGCGAUGGUAAAGAUUAUCAAUAUGCAUUGAAAGGGCAUGAGGAUAUUCGACAAGAUUCAUUGGUUAUGCAAUUAUUUGGCCUAGUGAAUACCUUACUGCAAAACGAUUCGGAAUGCUUUCAAAGACAUUUGGAUAUACAACAAUUUCCUGCUAUUCCUUUAUCUCCAAAAACAGGUCUACUGGGGUGGGUUCCAAAAAGUGAUACAUUUCACGUGUUAAUCAGAGAACACAGAGAAGCUAAGAAGAUACCGUUGAAUAUUGAACAUUGGGUUAUGCUUCAAAUGGCGCCUGAUUAUGACAAUUUAACCUUGUUGGAAAAGGUUGAAGUGUUUACCUAUGCCUUAGAUAAUACGAGAGGUCAAGAUUUAUACAAAGUGUUAUGGCUAAGAAGUCGUUCAUCUGAAUCCUGGUUAGAGCGGAGAACAACCUACACUAGAUCUUUGGCAGUAAUGUCGAUGGUUGGUUAUAUUUUGGGAUUAGGGGAUAGACAUCCAAGUAAUUUAAUGCUAGAUAGAAUAACUGGUAAGGUUGUUCACAUUGAUUUUGGUGAUUGUUUUGAAGCUGCAAUAUUAAGAGAAAAAUAUCCAGAAAAGGUUCCAUUUAGGUUAACAAGAAUGCUUACCCGUGCAAUGGAAGUUAGUGGUAUUGAAGGUGGCUUCCGUAUUACCUGUGAAAAGGUUAUGAGAGUAUUGAGGGAUAACAAGGAAUCAUUAAUGGCCAUUUUAGAAGCAUUUGCUUUUGAUCCCUUAAUUCAUUGGGGAUUCGAUUUACCAGCACAAACUAUAGCCGAAAGAACUGGUAUUGAGCUACCAUUGACAAAUCCUAGUGAACUAUUAAGAAAAGGUACUAUUUCUGUAGAAGAAGCAACAAAAAUGGAGGCAGAUCAAGCAACUGAAAUUAGAAAUGCCAGAGCUAUGCUAGUUUUACGCCGUAUUACUGAUAAAUUGACAGGUAAUGAUUUCCAUAGAUUCAGUGCAUUGGACGUUCCCGAACAGGUUGACAAAUUAAUUUUACAAGCUACCUCGAUAGAAAAUCUGUGUCAACAUUAUAUUGGUUGGUGUCCAUUUUGGUAA
Henningerozyma blattae CBS 6284 is the source of this 7401-nucleotide messenger RNA. RefSeq names its product phosphatidylinositol kinase family protein. The transcript has a single exon. The record is from RefSeq and is a predicted model, not a curated record. Bases 1 to 7401 code for a protein of 2466 amino acids. Gene Ontology annotation, biological process: protein phosphorylation; negative regulation of macroautophagy; TOR signaling. Gene Ontology annotation, molecular function: protein-containing complex binding; protein binding; protein serine/threonine kinase activity. Gene Ontology annotation, cellular component: nucleus; TORC2 complex; TORC1 complex. NCBI's taxonomy places the organism in Eukaryota, Fungi, Ascomycota, Saccharomycetes, Saccharomycetales, Saccharomycetaceae.